AUGGGAGCAGAGGAGGUGGCUCCUGCCUUGGUGAGGGCUCUGAGGGUCCUUGCCUGAGGAGGCAGAGGAUCUGGGUGUGGGGCGGUGCUCUGGAAUGCAGCCCCCUUCACUGCUGCUGCUGCUGCUGCUGUGUCACUCAGUCGUCAAGACCAGAGUGCUUCGGUGUGGGGACUUCCCAGAACCCUGUGCCAACGGAGGCACCUGCCUGAGCCUAUCUCGGGGACAAGGGAGCUGCCAGUGUGCCCCUGGCUUCCUGGGUGAGACAUGCCAGUUUCCUGACCCCUGCCAGGAUGGCCAGCUCUGCCAGAAUGGGGGCAGCUGCCAAGCUCUGCUUCUCACCCUCCCAGGCUCCCCCAGCCUUCCCUCUCCCUUGGCCCCCAGCUUCUCCUGCACCUGCCCCUCUGGCUUCACUGGCCAGAGGUGCCAGGCCCCUGGAGAGGAAGGCUCCUCUGAUCUACCAGGAGGGAGGGGACUGGACAGGGCACAGGGGGCGGGGAUUGAACAGCGCCCUCUGUCCUCUGCCUCAGGUGAGCAGUGCCAGCUUCGGGACUUCUGCUCAGCCAAUCCCUGCGUCAAUGGAGGGGUGUGUCUGGCCACAUACCCCCAGAUCCAGUGCCGCUGCCCACCUGGCUUCGAGGGUCAUGCCUGCGAACAUGAUAUCAAUGAGUGUUUCCUGGACCCAGGGCCCUGCCCCAAAGGCACUUCCUGCCAUAACACCUUGGGAUCUUUCUGGUGUCACUGCCCCACUGGGCAGGAGGGUCCACGCUGUGAGCUCCAGCCAGGACCCUGCCCCCCUACGGGCUGUCCCAAUGGGGGCACCUGUCAGCUGGUUCCAGGGAGAGACUCCACCCUCCACCUCUGCCUCUGCCCCCAAGGUUUCAGAGGCCCGAGCUGUGAGGUGAAUCCAGAUGACUGUGCUGGGCACCAGUGUCAGAACGGGGGCACUUGCCUGGAUGGGCUGAGCACCUACACGUGCCUCUGCCCAGAAGCCUGGACAGGCUGGGAUUGCUCCGAAGAUGUGGAUGAAUGUGAGGCUCAGGGUCCCCCUCGCUGCCUAAAUGGGGGUACCUGCCAGAACUCAGCUGGCAGCUUCCAUUGUGUGUGUGUGAGCGGCUGGGGAGGCACAGGCUGUGAAGAGAACCUAGACGACUGUGUUGCUGCCACCUGUGCCCCGGGAUCCACCUGCAUCGAUCGUGUGGGCUCCUUCUCCUGCCUUUGCCCACCUGGCCGCACAGGACUCCUGUGCCACAUGGAGGACAUGUGCCUGAGCCAGCCAUGCCACGGGGAAGCCCAGUGCAGCACCAAUCCCCUGACAGGCUCUCCACUCUGCCUGUGUCAGCCUGGCUACUCGGGGCCCACCUGCCACCAGGACCUGGACGAGUGUCAGAUGGCCCAGCAAGGCCCCAGUCCCUGUGAACACGGCGGCUCUUGCCUCAACACCCCUGGCUCCUUUGACUGCCUCUGUCCCCCUGGCUACACGGGCUCCCGCUGCGAGGCUGAUCACAAUGAGUGCCUGUCCCAGCCCUGCCAUCUAGGCAGCACCUGCCUGGACCUGCUUGCCACCUUCCACUGCCUCUGCCCACCAGGCUUAGAAGGGCAGCUCUGUGAGGUGGAGACAGACGACUGUGCCUCUGCUCCUUGCCUGAACCAGGCUGACUGCCAGGACCUCCUCAACGGCUUCCUGUGUGUCUGCCUGCCUGGAUUCACUGGCUCCCGGUGUCAGGAGGACAUCGAUGAGUGUGGAAGCUCCCCCUGUGGCAACGGUGGGCAGUGCCAGGACCAGCCUGGAUCAUUCCACUGUGAGUGUCUUCCAGGCUUUGAAGGCCCUCGCUGUCAGGCCGAGGUGGAUGAGUGUCUGAGUGGCCCAUGCCCCACUGGAGCAAGCUGCCUGGAUCUCCGAGCCUUCUUUUGCCUCUGCCCCUCUGGCUUCACAGGUCAUCUCUGUGAGGUUCCCCUGUGUGCCCCCAACCUGUGCCAGCCCAAGCAAAAAUGCCAAGAUCAGGAAAACAAGGCCCACUGCCUCUGCCCUGACGGAAGCCCUGGCUGUGCCCCCGUUGAGGACAACUGCACCUGCCACCACAGACACUGCCAGAGAUCCUCAUGUGUGUGUGAUGUGGGAUGGACAGGACCAGAAUGUGAAGCAGAGCUAGGGGGCUGCAUCUCCACGCCCUGUGUGCAUGGGGGGACCUGCCACCCCCAGCCCUCGGGCUACAACUGUGCCUGCCCCACAGGCUACACAGGCCCCACCUGCAGCGAGGAGCUAACGGCUUGUCACUCAGGGCCCUGUCUCAACGGUGGCUCCUGUAGCCCCAGCCCUGGGGGCUAUUCCUGCACCUGCCCUUGGAGCCACACUGGGCCCCGCUGCCAGACAAGCACUGACCACUGUGCCUCUGCCCCGUGCCUCAAUGGGGGUACCUGUGUGAACAGGCCUGGCACCUCCUCCUGCCUCUGUGCUGCGGGUUUCCAAAGCCCACGCUGUGAGGGAAGGACCCGUCCUAGCUGUGCAGACAACCCCUGUAGGAACAGGGCAACCUGCCAAGAUGGCCCUCAGGGUCCCCACUGCCUCUGCCCCCCUGGCUACACAGGAGACAGCUGCCAGACUCUGGUGGACAUCUGUGCCCAGAAGCCCUGUCCACACAAUUCCCACUGCACCCAGACUGGGCCCUCCUUCCAGUGCCUGUGCCUCCAGGGAUGGACCGGGCCUCUCUGCAACCUUCCGCUGUCCUCCUGCCAGAAGGCCGCUUUGAGCCAAGGCACAGAAGUUUCUUCCCUGUGCCAGAAUGGAGGUCUCUGCAUCGACAGUGGCUCCUCCUAUUUCUGCCACUGCCCCCCUGGAUUCCAAGGCAGCGUAUGUCAGGACAGGGUGAACCCAUGUGACUCCAGGCCCUGCCAACAUGGGGCCACGUGCAUGGCCCAGCCCACUGGGUAUCUCUGCCAGUGUGCCCCAGGCUACAAUGGACAGAACUGCUCAAAGGAAUCCAACGCUUGUCAAUCCCAGCCCUGUCACAACCAUGGGACCUGCACCCCCAAACCUGGAGGCUUCUACUGCACCUGCCCUCCAGGUUUUGUGAGGCUGCGCUGUGAAGGGGACGUAGAUGAGUGUCUGGACCAGCCCUGCCACCCCCCAGGCACUGCAGCCUGCCACUCUCUGGCCAAUGCCUUCUACUGCCAAUGUCUGCCUGGAUACACGGGCCAGUGGUGUGAAGUGGAGACAGACCCUUGCCAGAGCCAGCCCUGCUCCAACGGAGGGUCUUGUGAGACAACAGCAGGACCACCCCUGGGUUUCACCUGCCACUGCCUCCAGGGUUUUGAGGGCCCCACCUGUAACCACAGAGCCCCCUCCUGUGGCCACCACCACUGCCACCAUGGUGGCCUGUGUCUGCCCUCCCCCAAGCCUGGCUUCCCACCCCGCUGUGCCUGCCUCAAUGGCUACGGGGGCCCUGACUGUCUGACCCCACCUGCUCCUCAUGGCUGUGGCCCUCCUUCUCCAUGCCUACACAAUGGCAGUUGCUCAGAGAUCCCUGGGCUGGGGUCCCAAGCCUUCUGAUGCUCUUGCCCUCCCAGCUCUCCAGGGCCCCGGUGUCAGAGGCCUGGAGCAAAGGGAUGUGAGGGCAGAGGUGGAGAUGGGGUCUGUGAUGCUGGCUGCAGCGGCCCUGGAGGAAAUUGGGAUGGGGGAGACUGCUCCCUGGGGGUCCCGGACCCCUGGAAGGGCUGUCCUUCCCACUCCCGGUGUUGGCUUCUCUUUCGGGAUGGGCAGUGCCACCCACAGUGUGACUCUGCAGAGUGUCUGUUUGAUGGCUACGACUGUGAGACUCCUCCAGCCUGCACGUGAGCCUAAAACCCUGACUUCAGGUUGGGGGUGGGGAGGCCUCUAAGUUACAGUGUGACCACAGCCUCAGGCUCCAGGCAGUUUCCACCCUUGAUAACCAUUGCCAAGUAGGGGUGGAAGACACUAGGCUCCAGCCCAGGGGAAUAGGGCAGCAUCAAUAUUUAACAUGGGGACCAGGAAGGAGGGCACUGCCUCUGUCUGGGCUCCUAAGAGUUCUGAGAGCUCUGGCCUCAAGCCUCUCUAAGACCUGUUGCCAUGGAGUAUCUCCCCUAACAACCAGCACUCCUGAGGGAAAAGGUCUUUGGACUCUCCUUCAGGGAGACAGGAGAGCUUGGGAGGGUAGGGAGAAGGGACAGUCUUAGGAAACAAGGGUGUCAUAGACAUUAGAGUGUCUCAACUACCUACCACCCAGGGCCUGACUAAGCCCAUUGCUCUGGAGCUGUAUCCACUUAGCAACCUGUGCCCUAGAGGCAGUGGAAUAUCAGGCAUCUCUCUGGAAUGAAGAAGGGGGUCAAGUUUCU
Molecule: messenger RNA, 4350 nt
Organism: Prionailurus viverrinus (fishing cat)
Lineage: Eukaryota; Metazoa; Chordata; Mammalia; Carnivora; Felidae
Product: neurogenic locus notch homolog protein 4-like
Biological process (GO): establishment or maintenance of epithelial cell apical/basal polarity; heterophilic cell-cell adhesion
Cellular component (GO): protein-containing complex; plasma membrane
Molecular function (GO): calcium ion binding
Source: RefSeq, a predicted model, not a curated record